Nymphalis io (European peacock) is the source of this 1516-nucleotide messenger RNA. It is a transcript of the gene Xbp1, whose product is annotated as X-box-binding protein 1. The transcript is spliced from 4 exons. The record is from RefSeq and is a predicted model, not a curated record. Gene Ontology annotation, molecular function: RNA polymerase II transcription regulatory region sequence-specific DNA binding; DNA-binding transcription factor activity, RNA polymerase II-specific. The coding region runs from base 196 to 849 and encodes 217 amino acids. Lineage: Eukaryota; Metazoa; Arthropoda; Insecta; Lepidoptera; Nymphalidae. Gene Ontology annotation, cellular component: nucleus.
AUCGCAUUAAUGCUUGACAUGAGCUUGAGUAUGUACGACGUAAGUGUUUAUUGUGUUCUGACGAAACAAUAUCAUAGAAGUUUUUUCUAGCAAAUGUGUGAAAUUUGAAGUUGUACGAGUAUGCGAUCGUCUUAUAAAAAUUAGAGCUGAUGCAAGUUCGGUGUGUUAAUAUAUUACGGUACUAACACUAUCAAAAUGAGUGCACCAAUUAUUAUCACAGUUCCUAAUAGUUAUCUGGCGGUGGAUGAUAUGGAGUCUAAAGUCGUGAUCGACGUGGCUCCAAAUCCACCGUCCAGAAAACGAAGACUGGACCAUUUGACAUGGGAAGAAAAAAUGCAAAGAAAGAAGCUGAAGAAUCGUGUAGCGGCUCAAACUUCGAGAGAUCGGAAAAAGGCGAAAAUGGACGAAAUGGAGAGUCGUAUUAAAGAAUGCCUUGAUAUGAACGAGCGGUUAGUCAGUGAAGUUGAGAACUUGAAGGCGAUAAACGAACGUCUGCUCAGCGAGAACGCAACGCUGCGCAGCGAGGCCGCGGCGCGGACCGUCGCGGGUACCCCGAGACCAGCAGAGUCUCAACCUCAGCAGAAGGAGGGGCACCCGACGGCGAUCCGCGCGGCGCGUCUGCUGCUGGCGAUGUGCCUCCUCUCGCAGACCUCCUCGCCCAUCUCGACUCUGAAGAGUACCUCGACACAUUACACCAGCUUGCCGACUCACUUCUCAAAGAAUUUGAUACAAGCCCUGCAGCAGAGAUUGAAGAUAUCAAAGUCGGGGACAGUAGAGAGUGCCCUGAAGGAAAUCAAGUGGUGGGGUCCUCAACAAAGCAACUGGAACCCAGUCAAGGUGGAGUCUUAGAAAGCCUCAAACAUGAUGUUGACAGGAUACUAGCACAGCACUCUUAUGCACAUCCCUACCCCAGCACAGAUGAAGUACAAAUUAAAGAAGAAGACGGUGACAAAGGGGACAUGUUCUACGCAAGUUAUGAAGCUAAUGACUGUGUAACAGUAGAAGUUCCAUGUGACGAUCAAGUUGAAGAAGUGCCCGUGUUUAAUGUGGACACAGAUUUUAAUACAUUAACGAAUAAUUGUUCGGAAAUCUCAAUUGAAUGUGACAUGAAAUUACUAUCACCAAUUACAUUAUCUCCGAAGUCAUUGGAAGAGAACUAUCUCGGAGUUUCGCCUUCGCACACAAGCUUAAGCUCAGAUUUAGGUUAUGAAUCAUUAUCAUCACCGCUCAGUGACCAUGAAACAAUGGACUUAUCAGAUUUUUGGUGUGAAUCUUUCUCAGAAUUAUUUCCAGGCCUAGCGUAGGAGAAAAUUCAGCAUUUUCUCACCAAAGACUGAUUAGUUUGUAAGAAUAUUUACAAAUUAUUGGUUUAAGUAUAAAUGUUAGAUAAGCUUAAAAAAUGAGAAAUAAGUUAAUAUAUAUUUAUUGUUUAAAUAGGCUGCUCUUUCAAAUUAAAUCGGUGAGCAGUGUAGGGAUGUAUAUAAUAAGUGCUGUAAAUAAACAUUGUUCUGUGAAA